Molecule: messenger RNA, 1908 nt
Organism: Amorphotheca resinae ATCC 22711
Lineage: Eukaryota; Fungi; Ascomycota; Leotiomycetes; Helotiales; Amorphothecaceae
Exons: 3
Coding region: 1-1908 (635 amino acids)
Source: RefSeq, a predicted model, not a curated record
AUGAUUAUCAUGGAGGGGGCAUUGAUGGUGCCGCCCGAGCGCAGUACCAUUAUCGGGAGAGCCGUGUGGAAGCCACGAUAUGUCGUCCUUGGGGCCGGCUCCCAAUUGAAAACGCCGAAUGACCCCUCCAAUCCCGAGACGUCACGGACUGGGUCGUCGAGAAAGGGACUCGAAGUGACCACCUCAAAACCGAAUCUCGGCGAGGGGACACGGUCUGGACAAUCAGAGGAACUGUACAUGUCAAUAUAUAAAGCGAAGGGUGUCUGGGAACCUAUUGCACAAUAUCCCAUGUCUGCUUUCAAGUUAUGCUUUAUUCGGGCAAUCCAACAUCGAAAACAAGGUCCUACCGCUCCGACCCUUGUGUUGGAAUUUAAGCCGGAUACGCCGACGGAGAAGCAACGAAAACGUCGGUCGAGUAGGACGGGUGGUCUCUCGUCCAAAGAUCCCUGGGCGAAUACGCUCCUGUUCCGGAGCGUGCCUGAUGAGCGCUACAGUAUUUACGAUUGGCUUAUGAGGAUCAAACCACAAUUACCAGCAGAAUCCCAGGAGUCUCUAGAUGAGAUCGGGAGUGCUAUGAGCCCGAUCAGUCCAUCGGGCAGUGUGUUCACGAACCCCUUUUCCUCUCGAGAGAGCAGAGCAGCAAACCCAAGACAGGAUUACCAACGUGGGAUAUCGAGUCAAUCGACAAGCUCCUAUCACCCCUCACAGAAGGAGAGACCGACAACAAUGAUCUCGCCGUCUCCGAGCCUGCGAUCCAGACGGUCGGAUCUGUCAUCUCAAGCGAGCUCGCAGCACCCUACUAUGGGAUUCACAUCAGUCCACGGGCAAAAUUAUACUACGGUUCUCCCGUCAGAUCUCCCAUCCCCAGCUUCUACGUCAGGCUAUGAUUCGCAGUUUAUCGAGGGGUGGACGUCAGCUCAGGGGAGAUCAUCUGCUCUCUCAUCACAUACGAGAGGAAGCAACAGUAUAGCUUCUGUGGUGCCACCUGUGGCUCCCAUUGGAUCGACACCUCCAGGACCACGAGAGACGAUUCUAGACAGGGCAUUCCAGCUGCGGUACAUACCCGGUGGAGACCGGCUGGACAAGGACGAGGAGAAAAUCAGCAGCAUCGCUCGAUUCGAGGCACUCAUGAAAGAAGCGGACGAGCGGAAACGACAGAAUUCCCUCUCGGUGCAAGCUGGACCUGGUAACAGCAGCUGGGACUUGGAUGAAGAAUCCGAGGACUCAUCUAGCGGAGAACCUGACGAGGAUGAUGAUGCGGAUGAGCCAGAUAUCUCUGACCCAGACAUCGCCAUCCCAACCCCUGCUCAACGAGCACUGGAGUACAUAGCGCGCCGCAACACCCCCCUCCCUUCUCCCAUCCGCCCCCUAUCCCCCGCGCCCAGCCACCCUCCCAUCCCAUUCCUCAACCCCCAAGCCAUGUCCGCCUUCCACGGCCAUUCCACAUCCAUGGCCAGCGAUCUCCGUCCCCGCACAGGCUCGCCCACGCACCGCAAGCGAAGCCGGCCUAACUCCCUCGCGCUCCCCUCGCGCUCCAUCUCCGUCAGCACGAUCCCCAGCCUCCGCGAACUCCGCGCCAGCUCCAGCGGCACCAGCAGCCUAGUCGCGCCCGACCGCGACCCCAAAGAGCAGCAGCGCCAGAGCAGCACCAGCGUCAAACGCCUCAGCUUCUCGGAAUUCGCAAAGCGUCUCAGCUCUACCAGCAGCCUGCUCCUGGUCCAGACCAACGCCUCGUCGAGCUCGGGCCGCGACGGUAGCCGUCGGCCGAGUAGCGAGUUCGCGGCCGAGUCGGACGAGAAGGUGCAGUCGCCGCAGACGGCUCCGCCGGUGCGUGCGGACCCGAGGGAUAAACGCUGUGGAUGGCGCGGGAGCGUUGGGGUUUUCGGCAGCGAGGGCGGGUUCCUAUGA